GAAGCUAGGGUCUGCGGAGCCGGUCGGGCACUCCACGGUGUCGGGCACACUGCUGUUCGUCUUCAUGCAAGGAAUUGAGGCCUAAGCUGAAGUACUGAGGUUACCAGCUCCGCGCAAAGCCAGCACGGGUGUGCGGGAGGGCGCGUGCGCAGUGCCGGGAGGGGACCUGAGCACUAGCUUGGAGAUAGUCAGGAAGGGAUGUCAGGGGCUCAGAAGGCCAGAUUAGUUGGAGUUGCGGUUGAGAAGCGUUCUGCUAUGACUAAGUCUGACAAGAUGCCCAUCUUGGUAGAUGACAUCAUGAAGCUUCUAUGCUCCAUUUCCCAAGAGAGGAAAAUGAAGGCGGCUGUCAAGCACUCUGGGAGGGGUGCCUUGGUUGCGGGGACAGUGGCCUUUGUCGGUGGUUUGGUUGGUGGCCCACCAGGAAUUGCUGUUGGGGGGACUGUUGGGGGCCUGUUAGGUGCCUGGAUGACGAGUGGACAGUUUAAGCCGGUUCCUCAGAUCUUAAUGGAGCUGCCCCCUGCUGAACAGCAGAAACUUGUUAACGAAGCCACGACCAUCAUCAGGAACUUGGACUGGACAGAUGCUGUACAGCUCACUGCUCUGGUCAUGAGCAACCAGGCCAUGCAGCAGAAGCUCUUGGCCAUGCUCACCACCUAUGUCACCAAGGAGCUGCAGGCCGAGAUCCGCUAUGAUGACUAGGCUACUCCCCAUGGGGGAUGGGCUUUCACUUGGAUGAUUCUAUGGCUCCCAGAAGGUGACCAGGGAAUGGAGGAUGCCUGGCAGGUACCUCUGCACAUCAUCAGCAUUGACUGUAUGCUGGAGUACAAGUACAUCCUGUUGGACUGUCCCCUGCUGAAGAGGCUUUGGCUAUGUGACAUGGGCUGUGUGUGUGUUAUGGAAAGGUACAGGCUGUUGGCAUCCACAAACAGCUUGGGAGUCCUCUUGAUCCUGUAGGUCUAAAAGAAGUUCUCUUAUAUUUUUGGUUGUGAGCCUAGUCUUUAACGGCUGAGCCAUCUCUCCAGCCCAAGAAGUUCUCUUGUUGGCUGGCCAACUGUGCUGGAUGAUCCUCUUCCUAUGAAGGUACCUCUAAGUAUCUGUCACAGGAUUGGACCCCCUUAGGCUCUAGGGUCUUGGGGUUUAGAGCCAGCUCUUGCCAGGAUUGUGCUUACCUGCUGAGUGUUCCCCUUUUUCACCCAGGGACUUCCCAGUGGUCUCACAAUGAUAGUGGUUCCUACUUUGAGUGAAGCCACAGAUACCAGGCAGUCUCCAUACUCCACCAUUGUUUAUGCCCCAGGAUCUCUGGUUAAGCUUCUAGAGUCUUUUGAUUUCUUAUGGAAAAUCAUGGCACUUAUUUAUCUUUUAUUUUUAUUGUCAAUUCUGGACCCUUCUUAUUCUCUACACUUUUGUAGUCUAAGUUAAUUAAACUCCAUUUCUUACUAUGUUA
Molecule: messenger RNA, 1444 nt
Organism: Peromyscus leucopus (white-footed mouse)
Lineage: Eukaryota; Metazoa; Chordata; Mammalia; Rodentia; Cricetidae
Gene: C1H19orf12
Product: chromosome 1 C19orf12 homolog
Exons: 3
Coding region: 199-699 (166 amino acids)
Source: RefSeq, a predicted model, not a curated record